Phaeoacremonium minimum UCRPA7 is the source of this 2511-nucleotide messenger RNA. RefSeq names its product putative arsenite resistance protein ars2 protein. The transcript is spliced from 3 exons. NCBI's taxonomy places the organism in Eukaryota, Fungi, Ascomycota, Sordariomycetes, Togniniales, Togniniaceae. The record is from RefSeq and is a predicted model, not a curated record. Gene Ontology annotation, cellular component: kinetochore. The coding region runs from base 1 to 2511 and encodes 836 amino acids.
AUGUCUGUGUCACUAGACUGUCUUCAUACUAAACAACACAUGGACGAAUACGCUACUCCUCGCGAUCGGGAGGAUCGACGCCGCGUUGGUUCGCCCCCCGCAAACAUUGAUCGCUAUGUUCCCGGUCAGGAAGCUGCCACUCCACAGCAGCCAUUGACCAAUCCAGUACCUGACCCUAUCAAGCUUCCCUAUCAGGUUGGCUUCUCAUAUUUUGGCGAAUGGUGGAGGGCCAACGAGAAGAUAAAGGAGGAGAAGGAGCGUCAGAAGUCAGGACGACGCCGAGAGGAGCGACCUCGCGGGCCAUUGUCACAGGAAGAUCGUGACAAGGAGAAGGCCAAGAUUCAGGUUGCCUACGAUGCAUACAAAGAAGAUUUACAAGCAAAGAUGGCCAAGACAUUCGUUCAGCAGCAUAAAGAUGAACAAUGGUUCCGUGAGCGAUAUGUCCCCGAGAUCCGAGAUCCCUUGAAGAGGCAACUCAAUGAGUUCCGUCGAGGGGGUUAUACCCAAUGGGAGCAAGAUCUUGAGGCUGGCACUUUCGAUGACUUUACCCUCGAGGGCAUCCCUAAGAGCGAGAGCAAUGGGGCGGGUGGCGUCGUCGAAAAGGAAGAGGGCGAGGCGACGGCAGCCAAUGAGGUGCUCGGCGUUGGAGAUCUGGUUCCGGCCAAUAGUGCUGAUAUUCGAGACGAGAAUCUUUUCCAGCCCACACUCCUCAUUAAGACGAUUGCUCCUAGUGUGAGCCGUCAGAACCUAGAGGCCUUUUGUAAAGAGCAUCUAGGUGAGGAGGAGGGCGGCUUCAAGUGGCUCUCCCUCAGUGACCCCAACCCAAGCAAGAGAUUUCACCGGAUCGGAUGGAUCAUGCUACAUCCAGCCGCCGAAACUGCUGCCAUCGUAGAUCGCUCAGAUGGCAAGGAGGAUGACGAUGGUGAUGUGACGAUAAAGUCGCCCGUCCCUGUCUCCACAGCUGAGAAGGCUCUCGAAGCUAUUAAUAGUAAGACUGUCAAGGAUGAGGUGCGUGGGGACUUCGUUUGCCACGUCGGCGUCCACAACCCUCCGUCAAAUCCCCGCAAGAAGGCUCUGUGGGAUUUAUUCUCUGCUCCAGAGCGUAUUGAUAAAGAUCUCAACUUGGUGCAGAAGCUGGUUAAUAAAUUCGAGGAGGAUUUCGGCUCAGACUUCAACGCAACCCUUAAGGUGGAGGAACGCGUCGAGGACUUGAAGAAUUCGGGUCGUCUGCAGCCUCCGGUCACUGCCGCUGCGCCGAAGAAGUCUAAGAAGGAGCGUGUGAUCAAUCUUGAUGAAGCUAUGGAUGAAGGCGAAGAACCCGAACCAAUGGAAGACGACGAGGACGAUGAAGACGAAGGAAUGGUAGACGACGAAGUGGAUGAUGAGGAGCUCCUUGUCAAAAAGAAGCAACUCGAUCUUUUGAUCGAGUACCUUCGCCGCGUCUUCAACUUCUGUUUCUUCUGCGUCUUCGAAAGCGACUCUAUCCAUGAGCUGACACGCAAGUGUCCUGGUGGUCAUUUGCGUCGCCCCAGGAGCACUCUAUCCUCCUCCGCCAAAGCUGUCGCUCGUGCCAGCGCCUCAGGGGAGCCUUUCCCCAGCAAGAAGCGCACCGAGUCCACCACGGAUCUCGAGGAAGGCGAAACUGCUGAGCCGGACCGGAAAUUCCGCGGCACAUCUUCGAAGACCGAGCAACAGCUGCAGCGGGCUUACAAUUGGGUCAGAACCUUUGAAGAGAAAAUUGCCCAGAUCUUGGAGCCCGACUCGGUCGACCUCCGCAAGCUAGGCGGUAAACCAGUGGAGGAGGCUCUCAACGACGAGCUUCUCAAGUAUGUGAAGCAGGAGGACGAGCACAAAUGGAGGUGCAAAGCCCCUGAAUGCACCAAGUUGUUCAAGGAAGAGCAUUUCUGGAAGAAGCAUGUAGAGAAGCGUCAUGCGGACUGGGUUGAAAAGCUCAAAGAAGAGUUUGAGCUUGUCAAUGCCUACAUCAUGGAUCCGGCUCAUAUCGCGCCUUCUAGGACGGAUGCCAACUCUAAUGGACAUUUCCCACCCGCAAAUGGCCAGACGCCAAGUGGCACCCCUCGUGGGUUCAACCUACAGAGUUACACCAUGAAUAACAUGAUGGCUCUUCCGGGCUUCCCACCGAUGCCUGGCUUCCCGAACAUGUUCGGAGCCGCCAUGCAGAAUCCUGCUGGCUGGCACGCACCGGGUGCUGAUGAUCGCGGCGCAGGACCCAUCCGCCGCGGUGGAGCGAUGGGCGGACCUGGUGGCCGGUUCAAUAACCGUGCUGGCCCCUACGAUCGACGCAAUGGACCGCGCUGGGGUGCUGAGGGCAUGCCGAACGGCAUGAUGGGCGGCCGAGGCCGGGGUGGUGGAGGUGCCGGACGCUGGGGUGAUGGCGCCGGCGGCGGAGCAGCCGUCGGACCUCGAGAGGCCAUUCAGGGCCGCACUCUCAAGAGUUACGAGGACCUUGACCAGGUCUCUGGAGGAGGUUCUGGUGAGCUGAAUUACUAA